AUUUGUCAUUGGUUGAAACGUGCAGAACGAUGAUAAGCCGCCAUUUAUGGUAGAAAAUUGUAUCCAAUCGAUUCCAAUGCAUCAGUAAAUUUCAAAAGUAUCUCACAUGUACCAAAAGUGGACCUUGGCGGUGCACCAACAGUAACAAAAUCAAUGUUGUAGACCAGACAUACAGUAACCAACAAACUGAAGUUACUUACCCUUUCCACAAAGGUGUUUGUAGGCCUUUGGACUUCCAGCCUGGAUCCAGAUAAAUUCAAGGAAAUGAGCUUGGAAGAACAAAAAUACAGGCUUCCUUUCAACAACGUUGUCGUAUACAAAGUGGACAGCAUGAAACGCUUCUAUGGUUCAUACCCUGCCAAAGUCAUGUGAUCCACCAAACAAUAUGGGUUUUCCUGGACCACUGCUACAAACGGAAAGGGCUUUCCUGACUAAAAUAGAGGCACCGCCUCUCUCAAUAAUUGAGUGAAAUGAGACAUCAGCAGCAGUGAUUAGCCGAAAGCCGAUAGUUGGAUUUAGUCUCACUACUGGAGGGCGUCCCAUUGUGAAAAUAUGUGAAAAUAUUUGCAUGUUGUGUGAACGAUGUUUACCUGUGUUGAAAACGGUAAAGACACCCUGAUCCGAGGCGUGUUACUGAAUCCAUAAAACAAAAUCUACUCGCACGACUUCGAUACUGAAUUUGAUAGGAUGAAUUUAUAAUGAUUUAAUUUAACUGGAUGGUUAGAUAGAGAGCAGUAAUGUUAAAGGACUGAGGUAGCAUGUAGCGCAAUUAUUCUGGAUGACAAAAUUAUAUGUUAGUGAAAAGUUGAAUUAGGUUUUGGGUAAUUGAGUUCGGUGGAUAAUAUUAGUCAGACGCUGUGAUUUAAUGCAUGGUUUCAACAGUCAAGAUUAUAAGAUAGUAGUGUAACUGAAUCAUUUAGUGAUUUAAAUAAGUUUUCUGAUAGAUUGAGCCCCUGCAUACAAGGUUUACCCAUUUUUGUGGUUGAGAUAUACUGUUAUCUAGCUGAAAGUGUGGGUACUUUUAACUUGUAAGCUGAGUGGAUUGUAUAGGAAGUUAUUUUUCAUAUUGAAUUAUCAAUGUGUUUGCUUUCAUUUCAUUAUUGUGAUACACUGUUUUUGUUAUAGAUACUUUGCUACUGAUUUAAGGAGUGAAAAUUGUGAUUUUUUUUAAAGUUCUUACAAAAAGAGUUAAUUAAAAUACUGUGAGUUAAAAGUUGAACAUAUUAUACAGAAAAAAGCUGCAGAUUGUUUUUUCAAAGAUUUCAAUUUGACAAGGACCACAUCUCACGAAUGCUGGCAGCCUGAUGACCUCUGUUGCUGUUCAUUUUCGAUAACAACACAUGAACAAAUCACAAGAUUUCACGCUGGCAGUUUCCUAAAGAGAUCAAUCUCAAGACCAUCUGAAUCCUGAUCUCCACAAGUGUGACAGACAGAACCAUUUCAGAGGUAGAAAUGCCACACCACUAAAGAAAAUCAUAACACAUUUAAGAAUAAAUCCUGCACAUUACUAUGACAACAUAAAGUGAAACAGACGUUGAUGAAAGUGGCCUCCCUUGUCACCAUGGAGAUGAACUCACUGAGCACAACAUCAAACUUCAAACCACCCGGGAAACCCCAGCCAUCGGCACGAAGUUUAUCUGGACGCAACAAGCGAGGCAGCAAGACAUACAGUUCGUCUGAGGAUGACCUGCAUUCAGACGAGAACCUUCGUCCCUACGAGACAGUCAAAUCAGCUCAUCACGAUAAAAAGCUGAAUGGAUUAGGGAUCCCAGCCACCGGCAACGAGUACAUGAGUACCCCCGUGACCCCUUUGAUGGAGAAACACGCCAACCCUAAUGUGUCCAGAAACGGCAAAGGUCGCACACCUUCCACCGCCUCAACUACAUCCAAAGGUCGUCUCUAUAGUUAUGUAAGUGGGUCAGACGGCGACGAUGAUGAACACGACACUUCAUCCUCAAGCAACAGACGACACAAACGUCAUUGGAAAAAGGGACCAGGGUCACACAGCACUAAUUCCUCGUCUAACGAGAUGGACCUGUAUCGUAUGAGGAAUGACCAGGUCUCCAACCUGUCUCUGUCGGAAGACUCUGAUGAAGCCGCAACAGCAAGUCCUGCUCGGUACCCACAGACAGGUUCGAUGCCCAACCCUCCCCCCUCAGCGCCACCACCCCCACCCCCACCCAUAGAGGACAUUCCACAGCGCGGCACGCCCACACACCAAUCAAAACCCACCCCGCAACAACAACAACAAUUGUGCAGACAGCACCAGGCUAUGUUGCAACGACAUCACCAGUUUGGGCCAAAGAUGCGGGGAAAUUUUUCAGACGUUGAACAAUUGCGUCGACAACAUAUGCACGAACAUGAUAACAUUCGUGGGCAACAUUCUGAAACGUGUUUUUCAUGUAGUCAUGGUGCAAAUCAUUAUUCUGAAGGGGACACAAGUGAAUAUGAACGCCAUAUAUUUGUGCAAACUCCCAAUGGAAAUAUUUUAAUUCCUGAAUCACGAGUUUUGGGGCCAGAUGGGGUGCCAAGGCACUUUCCAGUCAAUGUUCCACGGUCAGGGUCCAUACCCCUGAUGCGUGCAUGUGACCCUGCUGGUGGUGUGGUGCGGCCCCUAGAGCCUGCCACCAUGCCGAGACAUUUCGCGAUUGAGAACCCGCCUGUGACCUUCACCCUGAAUGAUCGAGUGCCAAACUGUAGCAACCAGAAUCACGAGUAUCAGGAGGCGUGGGAUACACAAAAAGUUGUGUUCCCACAUCAGAUUGGGACCUCCAGUCCGAGUGUCCCGUUCUAUCCUGCAGGCCAAACCACGCAAGACUUCGGGUAUUAUGACAAGUUUAAGAACUCUAAACAUGAAUGGAAGACGCGUUUACAACAGCGCUGUUCCUGGAAGUGUUUCGCAAUCAUUCUUCUAGUCCUCAUGCUUGUUUCCCUGGGAUUUGUUGCAUAUUUAUUAAAAACGAGAUUAGUCGACGAUGUACUUGAAGUUACAGAUGUUAAACCAACCAGUAAGACAGCAGACUAUGGAAGCACAUUUUCCCCACCCACUUCCUUCCCUGUUGUACAGUAUCAAAUUGGUGACCAAUCAGAACUAACGAUCGCACCUGGCUCUUUCUGGCAAUCAAAAUUCAACCAAGCGGAACCAAAGUUUGUCAAGUUCAACGUCACGUUGCCUAGCAGCGGUGUCCUUGGAGUGUAUGGUCGUCGGGGUCUUCCGCCAACCAUAGCACAGUUUGACUUCUUUGAGGUCAUAGAUGGUCGCACAUUGACAACAAGAACAAAACGACAGGCAAAGGAUACCCUUGACACGGCCAUUACAAAGUACCUGGAGACUGGUGUGUGGUUUGUGGCCCUGUACAACGACAUGGACCAACCCCAGAAGGUUGUCUUUAAGGCGGAAUUCUACAAGCGUGAGACUGGUUGCCCGGGUGACUGCAAUGGUCGUGGAGACUGUAGGGACGGACAGUGCGUGUGUUACCGUGGAUUCACAGGCUGGGACUGCAUGCAGAGUAAGUGCACCUGUGUUACCAUGGCAGUAAGAGAAUUGUUGAACACUGCAGACUGA
Molecule: messenger RNA, 3565 nt
Organism: Dreissena polymorpha
Lineage: Eukaryota; Metazoa; Mollusca; Bivalvia; Myida; Dreissenidae
Product: teneurin-2-like
Exons: 16
Coding region: 1538-3565 (675 amino acids)
Biological process (GO): neuron development; heterophilic cell-cell adhesion
Cellular component (GO): neuron projection
Molecular function (GO): protein homodimerization activity; protein heterodimerization activity; cell adhesion molecule binding
Source: RefSeq, a predicted model, not a curated record